This is a messenger RNA of Homalodisca vitripennis (glassy-winged sharpshooter), 1415 nucleotides long. Its product is annotated as inositol monophosphatase 1-like. Gene Ontology annotation, biological process: inositol metabolic process; phosphatidylinositol phosphate biosynthetic process; signal transduction. The record is from RefSeq and is a predicted model, not a curated record. Gene Ontology annotation, molecular function: inositol monophosphate 1-phosphatase activity. NCBI's taxonomy places the organism in Eukaryota, Metazoa, Arthropoda, Insecta, Hemiptera, Cicadellidae. The transcript has 6 exons. Bases 366 to 1190 code for a protein of 274 amino acids.
GGCAGUCUGUCACAGAUCCAGCAUAUCUUAUCUAGGUUGUGUCGUCUGUUAAGUGUUAAUAAUUGUCAAUAGUAAGUCACUUAGGUGGAAUCCUAAUGCAAUUACGCACGUUUUCUUCUUUUAUUUGAUUGUCAGUUAUCAGUGGUAAUCUGUGAAUUUGAAGCAACUGAAUUGUAUGUUACUCACACAAAAAGUGUUUACUUUUAACUAGGAAAUUGAGUUACGAGGGAAAAGGAUGAGUUUGUAUUAGUUAACAAAUUUAACUAGUGACUCUGGAAAGGCUGUAUGUAAUAAAAGUAUUCGGUGUUGCAUUUUGUUGGUGUUGUUUAUCCGGCGCAUUUUAUAUUUGAAACGACGUUUUUAUAAUGACUAAUCAUUUGGAAAAGUAUUUUGAAGUAGCACUGAAAAUCACAAAAGAAGCAGGAAAGCUUGUUAGGCAGAAAAUAUGGGACGUGAAGACAGUCAAAACCAAGGCUUGUGCUGUUGAUUUUGUCACUGAGACUGAUCAGCAAGUAGAGAAAAUGCUUAUUGAUGAGAUUUCAUCGCAUUUCCCUGACCAUAAGUUUAUUGGUGAGGAAUCAACAGCAGAGGGCAAGCAAAUUGAAUUCACAGACUCUCCUACUUGGAUCAUUGAUCCUAUCGAUGGCACGAUGAAUUUCGUACAUGGCAAUCCGAAUGUGUGUAUUUCUAUCGGCUUGCUGAUCAAUAAAGUGGCUGAGAUUGGCAUUAUUUACAAUCCAGUGUUAGAACAAUUAUUUACAGCUCGAAGAGGACAAGGAGCAUUUUACAACGAUAGACCGAUUAAAGUCUCAGAUAAAAAAGAAAUGUCAGAAGCCCUUUUAGCAAUAGAAUUUGGGACGAGUAGAAAUCCAGAAAAAAUGGAAGUUGUGCUUCACAAUGUAAGAAAACUUUAUCCCUUGGUUCACGGUAUGCGGUCACUGGGCUCUGCUGCCAUGGACAUAGCCAGUGUUGCAAUGGGUGGAGCGGAUGCCUAUUGUGAGUUUGGUAUUCAUGCAUGGGACAUGGCUGCUGGGGAAAUUAUAGUCAGAGAAGCUGGUGGUGUUGUUAUUGACCCAACAGGUGGUCCUUUCGACCUAAUGAGCGGGAAGAUCCUAUGUGCUUCUACAAAGGAGUUGGCAGAGGAGCUGAGUGCCUCCCUACAACAGUAUACUCCUCCUCGUGACCUUUAACAUUAGCCUGUUGCAAUAUCACAGUGUAUUGAACUCUCAGUUGCCUCAGUGUAUAAUGCAUCGCUCUCAGUUACCUCGGUUUGUAAUGUACUGCUCUCAGUUACCUUGGUGUGAAAUGUACCUUUCGUGAUGUAAUAUUCUGUAUUGUAUCAUUCCAGAAUUACCGAAUUUAGACUGACUGACACUGUACUUAGACCAAAGAUAUUAAAGAAUUAUUACUGUUGC